AUGUUAUCAUCAAUCACAAUCGCUGUUAAAGACGCCGAGGCCCAGGUUCUCGAGAAACGUGCUGCGUUAUGCGACAUGUUGGAAGCCAACACCUCCAAAGCCAUUGAAGUCUUUCGAGAUGUGUCGGCUCCAGAUUAUCGAGAGAUGCGUCAAAAUGGGACAAACGGCUUCAACAAACCACCUGAGCUUUCAGAGGCUGAGAACCUAUUCAUUCAGAGGCGCGACGGCACAGACAUGGAGCUUCGCAUUAUCAAGCCAACGACAGGGUCUAGUAGUGGCUCACUGUUGCACUUUCAUGCAGGUGGUCUUGUGUAUGGAACUGCUCGUGGCCAAGACAACUACUUGCAAGCAUUGGCCAACUCACUAGGCCUUACCGCCGUCUCAGUCGAGUAUAGGCUUGCGCCAGAGCAUCCUUUCCCAGCCAGCCAACAUGAUGCCACUGACGCAGCGUUAUUCGCCCUCUCUGCGGCCGGUGAGGGAAAGCUCGGCGGCCCUCUUCGUUUGCUUGCGGGCGAGUCAAGCGGUGCUUAUCUCGCUGUAUGGACCGCAAUCUCACUCCGUGACGAUCACGGUGUAGAUGUCAAGGCCAGCUUGGCUGGUUUGCUCUGCAGUUACGGAAUAUAUGAUAUUUCGUACACGCCGUCGCUACUCCGCCAUGAACGCAACAUAAUUGUUGGGCGUGAGAGCAUGUUUAGGCUCGUGGAUGCCGCGUUCCCUCCCGAACAGGUGAUUAACCGCAAAGACGCUUCUGUCUCGCCGCUUUACGCCGAUCUCAAGGAUCUGCCACCUGCACUGUUCUUGUGUGGCACUGAAGAUUCUGUGAUUGAUGACAGUGUCUUCCUUGGCUCACGAUGGAGUCUCGCCGGUAAUAAAGCCGAAGUAAAGUUGGUCCCGAAGGGCUUCCACGCUUUCUCACUGAUCCCAACAGGUGAGAUUCAGAAGGAGGGAGUCUCAGAUAUUGUGUCCUUUGCAUUGUCAGUUUUGUAA
Fusarium tjaetaba is the source of this 987-nucleotide messenger RNA. RefSeq names its product lipase esterase. The record is from RefSeq and is a predicted model, not a curated record. The transcript is spliced from 2 exons. Bases 1 to 987 code for a protein of 328 amino acids. Lineage: Eukaryota; Fungi; Ascomycota; Sordariomycetes; Hypocreales; Nectriaceae. Gene Ontology annotation, molecular function: hydrolase activity.